AUGGCUAUUGUCAAUAUCAACCGAGACUCUGAGACUAUUCCUAAGUUUCUACAACAGAAGCGUCUCAUCCGCUCUGCUCAAGCCCAUCGCAUCUACAACCGAACGGAGAAAGCUCUGCUACGUGAACGAAUCCAUGAUAUUCGCAAAGACCUUGCCAAAACAAGUACAUCGUUGUUACGGUUGCAUCUCAGCAUAGCCAAUUCCAUCAGGCCUGCGGACUGGGACACUGUUGAUCGUCUCACUUUCAGUUCCGCUGAGAGGAAAAUGGAAUGUGUGUCAGCCCGACAAAAGAGUAAAUUCAAUACUCUGAACAACACCCAAGCCAUUAGACCUGCCCUAGACAUUUCCCGAGUGGUUGUAAACAAAUCUAACCGAGUCUUGACAACCGCUGAAACGUCAAUUUUGGCCAAAGGCGGCAACUUUGCUAUCAGCAUGAACUCCAUUCCGACGGAGGACAUUAUUGCCAACAUUGAAUCAAGCCUAAGACAACUACCGCAAGCAGAGGCUGAAGAAAUUCGGAGAGAAGCGUCCCGCAUCCUGCACAAAGCCAAGCCACCAAGAAGUAAUGUCAGCAAUGCAGAGAGAAAAGCCAUAAAAAGUCUCAAUGAAGACAAAUCGAUUGUUAUCCUACCGGCAGACAAAGGCAACGCUACGACUGUUCUCAACACCGAAGACUACCGAAGAAAGAUUAGGGAUCUGUUGGACCCUACGAUCUACGUAAAACUCCGUCGUGACCCUACAUCCAGGAUCCUGAAGAAGACCAACUCACUAAUUAUGAAAUCAACACUACCUGAGAAAACAAAGGAGACAAUUUCAUCAUCUGAAGCGCUCAUCCCCAGAUUAUAUGGAUUGCCAAAAAUCCACAAAGAAGAGUUGCCGUUGAGACCUAUUGUCAGUGCCAUAAACUCUCCUACUCACCUCCUCUCUAAACAUCUUGCCAGUUUGCUGAAACCCCAUGUCGGGGCAACGGAAUCUUUUGUUAGAGAUUCGUCCCACUUCAUAGAGAAGCUCAAAACCUACAGUCUCCAGUCAACAGAUAUCUUGCCCCUUUUCCCGGACCCCCUGGCCACGGGCUUUCGCUCCUCGACUCGGUAUCGGCGCCUAGUGGUCGCCCUUCGAGCUGGGAUCAAUGGCGGCGCUGCGAUCGCCAUCGACGGGGCCGCGCUGCAGUCCGGUGAUGAAGAGAGUGUUCUGUUGUUGCUGUGGUCGCCCGGAAACAAAGACUCUUCUGGUUAUUGGACAACAUACGCAUGUGAAGGUGGUACUUUGCAUUUGUCGUGCUCCAAAGGGCGUAUACAUCUCAUUCGGGCGAACUACGGCCGCUUCAGCAUAAGCAUUUGCAAUGAUCAUGGAAAUUUAGAUUGGCGUGUCAACUGCAAGUCCCACCAUUCCUUCCUCAUCAUGCAAGAAAGGUGCAGCUUCAAAUUAAACUGUAGUGUCAAUGUGUCCAGCAACACUUUUCUUGAUCCCUGUCCUGGAACUCUCAAGUAUUUAGAAGUUCAAUACCACUGUGGAACAGGUAUGGCAAGCUGGCACUGCAAAUUUAGCACAGUGCAGUGGAGUCCAGAGAGUCCAGAUCUUUCUCAGUGUUAUUCUUUGUGGCUGGAGAAUCUGAAAGAAAGAAUUAAAAAUGGAGAACCUAUCGUCAGUGUAACAUCCGAUUUAGCUUUGAUGACGUUGGUAAAACCUUUGUUUAGUGAAGAUUUGAAAGCUAUUGGAAAAUUGAUUCAAGAUGUGUUGUACAAAAGUGUUAGUAGCAUGGAAAAUUUCUUAGACACGUGGCAUAGAUACAAUGUGCUGAGAGAGCUUUUACAGUUGUUUGUUCAAACACUAAGUAACCUUCUAGAAGAGAAGCAGGCGCCAGCCUGGUCGGAGCUGGCUCCCACUGACCGGCAGGCCGUAGUCUCCCGUCUCCUCCAAGGGCUUGAUGAGAGUGCUCUCUUGCUGGCUGAUACUUCUAGUGACGACGGAUCUUUCACCUUGGUCAAGAACAAUAUUUUACUGUCUCUGCAAGUUCAGAAAGCCAAGACGGCGAAGAAUCUUCAUUUCCCGUUACAAUCAGACCUUUCACAGGAAGCUGAAAAAUCUCACUGGGGCAAUAUGCAAGACAGUCUUUUACUUCCUGAAAAAUCUCUACAAAACAAUGACAAAAAUGAUUCAAAUAUGAAAGUUCUGAAUGAAGCAUUUUUGGGUUGGUCAGCUCAAGGAUGUUGGGUUGAGUCUAGUAAUAGGUCUCAUACAGUAUGCUUGUGCAACCACUUAACGAACUUUGCUCUCAUUAUGGAAGUUCAAGAUGUUGAUACCGACGUUCCAGUAGAUGUCGAUAUUCUAGGCAUUGUAUCAACAGUUGGUUGCGUUCUUGCUUCAGUUGCUCUAUUUCUGACAGUAUUUAUCCUUUUCAUAAUAAGUUUGGAUUCCACUCAUGAUAGUGUCUUCAUACACAGGAAUCUUUUCGUGUGCCUCUUCAUAACUGAGCUUCUUUUUCUUGGUGGCAUCAAACAAACAAAAGACGUCAUUGUCUGUGCAAUAAUUGCUGGCUCUUUGCAAUACUUACUUUUGGUUACGUUUUCAUGGAUGUUUUUUGAGUGUUACCAUCAGUAUCUAAUGGUGCUUCGUUCAUGUGACUCAAAAGAAAGCAAAGUCUUUUGGUAUUACAUUUUAGCGUAUGCUCUGCCUGGACUUAUUACUGGAAUAUCGGCAGCAGUGAAUCCCACGAGCUAUGGUACAAAGUAUUGCUGCUGGCUGCAGGCAGACAACUAUUUUGUUUUCAACUUCGUAGGACCCGGAGUUAGCAUAAUAUUGGGUGGACUAGUAUUUCUCUGCAUCGCAUUCUGUAUGAUCUCUUUUAAUUUCGCAGUUGCAACUACUACAGCUGGAAGUAACGACUCCAGAAGAGCCGAUUACAAAUGCUGGAACAGAAGAAGUCUGUUUAUGAUCAUUCUACUAUCCAUAACGUGGGCUCUUGGAGUUAUUUUCAUGAACAAUGGGACCCUUUCUGUGGCAUAUGCUUUUGCAAUGUGCAACAGUCUGCUCGGAAUUUCAUCUUUUCUUUUAUACUGCGUUUUUAAUGAAAAGACGAAGAAAGACUGGACAAAGUUAAUUCAAAGAGAGUUUUGUUUUAAGAAAAAAAAGCAACAAGAUCAAUUGUCUACUCAACUUUCUGUUUCUCAAACAGUUUCCACAUCUGGUCAAGAAGUGUCUCAAGAGUUUUGGAGAUGCAAAGACCGAUGGACAAGAGUUAAAUCAUAUCCCAGAAAUAACGCAACAGAUCGUUGCUCUACAAAACCUGUGAAAAAGGUAAAGAGUUUUGCGGAGCAUGGUAAACAAUCUGAUGCCCAUUGUGUGAACAAAAAAUCUGCUAGUUCCGAUGUUUCACGAUGUACGAGCAAUGACGAUGAUGAAGAAGAGCAUCGUAACUCGUCUUCUUCGAAUGAGUACCAAGCUAUAAAUAUGCUUAAUGAGUGCGAGCGCACUCUGAAUGCGUCUGAAUCCGGUCACUUUGUCGAUCACAUAUAUGAGACAAUCGAUGACCUGGAUGGUCAAUCUUACCAGAGACAUGCAUCUUUAGGAAACCAAUUUGAAGAGAAAUCUGGUUCAAGCCGGCGAUACUCUUCAAGUUAUGGACAUGAACAUCGAUCGCUAAUAAAUAGCUCUGAAAGGCUUUCUGACAUUGAACUAAUCAAACCAAAUGGACAGCAGCGAGAUUUCUGUACUCUGAAUCAGUACUUACUUAAGAGCAAAUCGAAAGCAACGUCCAAUAGUACGAACUUUUCAUUCGAUGGAAGUUGCACUCCCGAAGAACUGUUAUUGCGAAAAACUAAUUCAUUUGAUAGGUAUGGAAGCCCCUUGCCUGACCUUCUUCGGAAGCCAGCGGAGCAUGGUGUAGUCCUAGCAGUGUUGGAAAAAGAUGAGGUAGUGAGUCGCAUUCAGCAAGACAAAAUUUUACUGCAUCCAGAAUUAAGCCUCAAUACAUACUGUUGAUACCACUCUUUUUCAUCUUGAUAUAAGUUCCCAUUUGUAUUUUACUCAAAAGAGGUAGUCAAUAUCUAGACCGUCCCUGUUAUCCUUUGUUACAAUUGAAUUUUCAAAAUUUUAAGGAAAAUGGAAAAGAAAGUAUGUCCCUCAUUUUUUACAUCCAGCUCAUUCUUUUCAAUUGUGCAAGUGCUCAAAGCGUCACUGCAACCAGUGCACAGUUUGUAAAUAUGUCACUUUCAAAAUUCUGUUUCUCAGUUUUAAAUUUUUUAUCAACUUACACUACUGUGAUGUGACCGAUUAAAUUCAUUUCAUGUUUCAAGCUCAACGCACAUUUUUAUAUAAAACUAAAUGUAAAAAUCCAUCCUACUAAUAAACAAGUUCAAUUUUCCUCUA
Messenger RNA from Uloborus diversus, 4368 nucleotides. RefSeq names its product latrophilin Cirl-like. The coding region runs from base 1 to 3981 and encodes 1326 amino acids. Gene Ontology annotation, biological process: adenylate cyclase-activating G protein-coupled receptor signaling pathway; cell surface receptor signaling pathway. The record is from RefSeq and is a predicted model, not a curated record. Gene Ontology annotation, cellular component: membrane. Gene Ontology annotation, molecular function: G protein-coupled receptor activity; carbohydrate binding. NCBI's taxonomy places the organism in Eukaryota, Metazoa, Arthropoda, Arachnida, Araneae, Uloboridae. The transcript has 18 exons.